GUUUUCCGCCCACUCACUCGAUGUGACGUAACUUCCUGUGACGCGCUGAAAUUUUAAACUAUCCUCCUUCUCAGUGAUGGCGGCUUCGCUUAGUCCUCUCCCUGCAAGCUGUAAUAACAAAUGGUACUACACCCGGCAACAGAUCGACAACAAUCCAUCUCGGCGAGCUGGACUCGAUCCGGACAAGGAGCUCUCGUACAGACAACAGGCAGCCAACCUGCUACAGGACAUGGGACAGCGGCUCAAUGUGUCCCAGCUUACAAUAAACACGGCCAUUGUGUACAUGCAUCGUUUCUAUAUGGUCCAGUCCUUCACCAGAUUCCACAGAAAUGUCAUUGCUCCAGCCGCUCUUUUCCUCGCUGCAAAGGUGGAGGAGCAGCCCCGAAAGCUAGAACAUGUUAUUAAGGUGGCUCAUGCCUGUCUCAACCCACAGGAUCCCUCACCAGAUGUUCGCAGUGAUGCCUACCUGCAACAAGCCCAAGACCUGGUCAUUCUUGAGAGCAUAAUACUCCAGACCUUGGCGUUUGAAAUCACCAUCGACCAUCCCCACACUCAUGUUGUCAAGUGCACCCAGCUGGUUAGAGUUGUUUCAGCAAGUAAGGAUCUUGCUCAAACAUCUUACUUCAUGGCCACCAACAGUCUCCACUUGACCACGUUCUGCCUGCAGUACAGUCCGCCGGUCGUGGCCUGUGUGUGUAUCCAUCUUGCCUGCAAGUGGUCCAACUGGGAGAUUCCUGUUUCUACAGAUGGAAAACACUGGUGGGAAUAUGUUGACCCCACAGUCACUCUUAAGCUGCUAGAUGAGCUCACACACGAGUUCCUGCAGAUUCUGGAGAAAACACCUAGCAGACUGAAACGCAUCCGCAACUGGAAGGCAGGAGGUCAGACACCAAAGACCAAGCCAAAAGUCCAGGAGGAGGGUGACCAGAGGGACACCAUGAUGAGCAUGAUCUCUAUGGCCUCUUCGGAAAGUACUGUGGCGGGUCUGAUGAGCCUUUCGGCCCCGUCUUCUGCUUCGUCUUCGUCCACCACGGCUGACAAGGACAGUACGCCUGGCAGUGCUCAGACCUGGAGUGGCAAGAGUCAGGGGGUGCCUGAGCAGCAGACCAACCAUGAGAUCCACACCCCUGCUAAGGUGUCCUUAAGUGAAUACCGCGCCAAGAACGCAGAUGUAUUGGCCGCUCAGAAGAGGAAGUUGGAAAACAUGGAAGCCAGCGUGAAGAGGGAGUACGCCAAUGCUGCCCAGGCUCUCAUUGGUCAGCAGCAGAGAAAGGAGAAACAGCAGCAUAAUCACCAGCAGUCCAGCUCGUCUUCCUCUGACCUGUCCAACCCCUCACCCAUUAUUCUCAAAAUCCCCUUGGAGAAGGAAAGACACGAUAGAAGUUCUUUGAAAAUGAAGUUUCCCCUGGCUGGCGGAGGCAGCAGUGGACACAGCGGGAGAGGGCAGGACCAAGACAUUAAAGUGCGUAUUCGUGUGCCAGAGAAGCAAAGGGGGAGUUCAGGUGAGGAGGGCAAGAGCAGGGACAAGCACAGGGACAGGUCCAAUCACCACCACCAUCACCACCACCACCACUCUUUGAGUGGUGCUUCUCUUUCCUCCUCACACAAACACUCAAGUUCCGGAAGUGCAUUAGGAAGCAGCAAAAAGGUCCCUAAUGAUUCGUCUCGAACAAGCUCAUCUUCCUCUGUCUCCCGCAAGAGGACACAUCCCCAAGACCCUUCGGCAGCAUCCCACCCUGCUUCUAAAAUGAGCAAGUCUUCUCGAAAUCCCUAUCAGCUACCAUCCAUGUCUUCCUCAUCUGGCCAAACACUGGCAUCUGACAUCCUCCCGGCCCUUGGCCUCUCCCAUCACCAGGGGAGCUAUUCACUCCCCAAAGGCGACAAGACAGACACUAACGGACAUGGGGGAACAGGUGGCGCUCAGUCCAAUGAGUACCAGGACACUUUUGAGAUGUUAAACUCGCUUCUGAGCGCGCAGGGUGUCCAGCCGUCCCAGCCGACCAUGUUUGACUACAGAUCCCAGUACGCAGACUUCAGGUACUCUGGCGGAUCCAGAGGGAGCAAUGCCAGACCCCCACCCUUGCCUUCAGACCCUCCUCCACCUCUUCCGCCACUACCCAAAUGAGUUUUUAAUGUAUGUUGCUGUCUGUUACAUAAAGUAUUGUCUGAUUUUAGACAUUUUAUAAGCGUCAUGAGCUGAUGCGACUUUCAAAAUGUUUUAUUUGUAUUGAUCACUUGAGGUUCAAGGCGCAAAAGCUUGAACAUCUGAUUGGAACAAAACAUGUUAUUAACUUAAAGGUAUAGAUGCAAAUUUGGCUGCAAUCAAAUUAUUUUAGAUGGUGGGACAUUACUUUCCUUUACAUGAUUUAGGUUUUUUUGGAGGAAAUUAAGAUUAGAUAAAAUGACUACAACUGUCUGGUUGUCUGUUUUAUAGAGUUAUUUAUUUUUAUAAUAUACUCCAAUUUUUUUAUUUUUCCCCUGUCUUUACCAAUUAUUAUUAUUAAGUAGACAGGCUUUAGAUUCAAUCUCCAAAAUGUUUUUUUCUUUGUUGGAGCAGCCAUAACUGGAAACAAUUGGGCUUUCCCCACCAUUUUGGUGUCCUGUAUUUUAUUCCCUACCUUAUUCGGUAGAAGUAUACAAUUGUAACAUGUUUAAAAGAAUACACAAAA
Molecule: messenger RNA, 2669 nt
Organism: Nerophis lumbriciformis (worm pipefish)
Lineage: Eukaryota; Metazoa; Chordata; Actinopteri; Syngnathiformes; Syngnathidae
Gene: ccnt1
Product: cyclin T1
Biological process (GO): regulation of transcription by RNA polymerase II
Molecular function (GO): cyclin-dependent protein serine/threonine kinase regulator activity
Source: RefSeq, a predicted model, not a curated record